CAACCAAACAGAACCCGAAAAACCUUUUGAACUGACAAGAAAGUGCUUUUUGACAGACAUGCCCUAAAUUACCUCUUAUUCAUUUCUCCCUUUUUAUCCCUCUUCCAUUAGACCACCCAGUUCAGAUGAACAGUUAACAAUUCUAAUCUCUACUUGUGAACGGUUAACGAGAAGGGUUUAUCGUUGAAGUGACUUGAAAACCCUAACCAACAAGGGAACGCCCAAUUGCGGAUUGAAUUGAAUCAGCUUACGAUUCUAGAGAGAGUGUGUGUGGAGAUAUAGAGAAAGAAUGUCGUUCAGAUCAAAGGAAAUGAUGAAGAAGAUCAUGAAGAAUAUCGGUGGUGAGAAGAAUUUGGCGCCUGGUGUGAAGGAAUCUCUGAGGAAAUGCAUACCCGACAGCAAGAUCGUCAUGGGCAGAGCCCAUCGAGGCCUCUACGCCGGCCGUCACAUCCAGUUCGGCAAUCGCAUCAGCGAAGAUGGUGGAAACAAGACAAGGAGGACCUGGAAGCCAAAUGUACAGGAUAAGCGACUCUUCAGUUACAUCCUAGAUCGCCACAUUCGCAUGAAAGUUACCACCCAUGCUCUCCGUUGCAUAGACAAGGCAGGCGGGAUUGACGAGUACCUACUGAAGACACCAUACCAUAAGAUGGACACAGAAAUGGGCCUCUUCUGGAAAGCCAAGAUUGAGAAGAUGUAUGAAGAGCUUCGGGACAUGGAGGUAGCUUUCUUUACGCCUGAGGAUGAAGCCAAGUUUGAACAAGAUUUCAAAGAACUGAAAAUAGCUCAGAGAGCAGCUCGUAGGGAAGCCAGAAGACAGAUGUACGGAUGGUCGGGCGAGCAGAAGCAGAUUGAAGAAGAAAGUGCUGAUGCUGAAGCAACUGGUGAGGAAGCUGCGAGUAUCGGGGAAGGAAGCUCACAUGAUGAUGGUCCUGAACCGUUGGUUGCCAAUUCAUAGAUUCGGGCUUCAACCCCAGUUUGUCGUGCUGUUGGUCUUUUUGUUAGAAUUAACUGACAAUUUCGGAAUUCUGUCUCUCUUUCAUGUUUAUGUAGUUCAUUAUCUAUAAGCUUGAGGCAUGAUAGCUGGAUUGCUUUUAUACCAUGCAUUUGUUCAAAUAUUCCAUCCAUUCAGGUUGGAAUUGUAGUUAAUCAAUGUAUUUCUGUAACUGGAUGUGCCCUAGAAUCUAUGAUCCUUUGUCUGGUAAAAAGGAAAUGAUUUUGAUAUUUGCCAAAUCAAAAGUAAUAAGAAUGUUUUGAUGCCCAUUGCAGUGAUUUCUUUC
Molecule: messenger RNA, 1277 nt
Organism: Cornus florida
Lineage: Eukaryota; Viridiplantae; Streptophyta; Magnoliopsida; Cornales; Cornaceae
Exons: 2
Coding region: 290-955 (221 amino acids)
Cellular component (GO): mitochondrial large ribosomal subunit
Molecular function (GO): structural constituent of ribosome
Source: RefSeq, a predicted model, not a curated record